This is a messenger RNA of Eucalyptus grandis, 1486 nucleotides long. RefSeq names its product BRASSINOSTEROID INSENSITIVE 1-associated receptor kinase 1. The record is from RefSeq and is a predicted model, not a curated record. Lineage: Eukaryota; Viridiplantae; Streptophyta; Magnoliopsida; Myrtales; Myrtaceae. The transcript is spliced from 2 exons. Gene Ontology annotation, biological process: protein phosphorylation. Bases 264 to 1280 code for a protein of 338 amino acids. Gene Ontology annotation, molecular function: ATP binding; protein kinase activity.
UUCUCCGCGAUGGGAUGGCCAAAGGUUUGGACAAGUAAAAUUAAGAAAUACAAGGGACGCACCUUCCUCCUUGCAUUCCUGAGCCAAUUUUUUCCUUGUGCGCAAUGGCUCAAGCGGGGACUCUCCUCUUGUAGAGCCAAUUCCAUGUCUGAAUCAAAGGGCGACUCCUUGAAUUUGAGCUGCAGUCUGUUCCUUUGUACAAGCACAAGCCCGAACCAGAUCUGAUUCAUUUGCUGGGAAGGAAUCAACAGGGUAGCGUAGAUAUGGUGUUCAAUUUACGCACCUUCAGUUUCUCCAGUUCUGAUGGAGAAGUUGGAAUGACAGUUGAGAAUACCGGUAAUAAACUCAGAAGGUUCUCUUUCAAAGAGCUUCAGGUUGCGACAAGAAACUUCGACCACGAGAAAAAGUUGGGACAUGGAGCAUUUGGACCGGUCUACAGAGGACACUUAGCCGAUGGUUCUCUCGUCGCUGUAAAACGAUCGCAAGAGCUUUCUGAAAAAUCGGAAAAACAGUUUCAGACAGAAGUGGAAGUGGCAGGUAUUGUUCACCACCCCAACUUGUUAAGCCUGAUUGGAUAUUGCGAUGAGAAGAAAGAGCGGCUGCUAGUCUACCCCUUCAUGGUCAACCGCAGUCUCGACUUGCUCUUGAAACAGAGAGACGUCCGACAGCUCGAUUGGCCAAUCCGGAUGCGGAUAGCAUUGGGAGUCGCUAGGGGGCUGGCUCACAUGCACGAUCAAUGCCAUCCGAGCAUCAUACACCACGAUGUGAGUUGUUCAAACAUAUUGCUGAAUGCGGAAUUCGAGCCAGUGUUGGGGGACUUUGGCUUGGCCAGGAUCAUGCAUAAGAGGGACGUUGUGGUGGGGGGCACCGAAGGGUCCAUCGGCUUAUGCUCGGUUUCUACAGCUGAAGUGGGUAAAUAUCCGCCUUCGUUGCCCAUAUCCCCUCGGCGUUGCCAAGAUACUUAUGUCAACACCGCCGUGCGUGCACAUCUAGGGUACAUUGCUCCCGAGUACGCGAGAACGGGCAAGUGCACUCUGAAGGCUGACGUCUACCUAUAUGGGAACAUGCUUCUCGAGCUCAUCUCAGGACAGCGAAUUUUCUUCGGUCUGCUACGGAAUGACUGGAUUAGCUAUAUGAACAAGAACGCGUGGGAAGGGUUGUCGAUCCUACUUUGCAGGGGAACUAUCCGGCGGAAGAAGCAGAACAGCUCAUCCGCUUGGCAUUGUUAUGUACGGAUGACGAUUCGUCAGUCCGACCCAAGAUGUCUGAAGUGGUUAUGAUGCUUGAAAACCGAUUGCACGAACUGGAUCCUAGCAGUAGGAGUAGUUGGUGCCGAAGCGAGGGUGAUUCGACUCCUUACUACUCCUUCCCUCCUUCUCCCUCGUUGGAAAUGGCUUUGUAAGUGGCCCGCCCGAUACUACGUCUUGAUCAACGUCUGUUCAAUUCCCUUCAACAUGAAGUUCAUCUUCUACCUAUUGCCGUUUUA